AUGGAAAAAGCUUUUCUAACAUUAGGCUUUGUAUUAAUAAUAGGGAGCCUAUACAAUUUAAAUUAUUCUACUUCUGUUGAUUUAAAAUAGAAGUACAAUGAAUAUAAGUUGGCUUACAAUAAAUAAUAUUCUGCCUCUGAAGAUUAAUAUAGAUUUAAAGUUUAUAUGUAAACCCUGGAAGAAAUCAAUUUAAAGAAUUCUAAAUUGGGUAGAUAAGUGUAUGGAGAAACAUAAUUUGCUGAUAUAACAGAUGAAGAAUUCAGAGAACAAUAUUUGACAUUAAAAUAUUAGUUUGAAGAUUAUGAAAAUGAACCAAGAGAGUCUUUUUCACACAUAACAGCUGAUCCUAAAGAGAUUGAUUGGAGAAAUUUGGGAGCGGUAACACCAGUUAAGAAUUAGUUAAAAUGUGGAUCAUGUUGGACAUUUAGUACAACAGGUGUUUUGGAAGGAUUUUUCAAAGUUACAACAGGAGAAUUACCUUCAUUAUCUGAAUAAUAAUUAAUAGAUUGUUCAACAACAGUAGAUUUAAAUUUUGGUUGUAAUGGUGGUAUGCCUUAUAGAGCAUUAAAUUUUGUAAAGAGAAAUGGUAUAACAACAGAGGAAGGUUAUCCCUAUGUAAAUAUUAAUAAUAAUAAUGAUAGGAAGGAGUAUAAGGUUCUGAAUGUUUAGUGAAAGGUGGAGUAUAUAAAGUUAAAGGAUCAAAAGUAUUAGAAAUCUCAGAGUGGGCAUUGUAUCAAGCAUUAUAAAUUUAACCAGUGUCUAUUGGUGUUGAUGCAGGAUAAUGGAAAAAUUAUAAACCAGCUGAUAGAGAGGUUUUUAAUUAUGAUGAAUGUGGAGAUAAUCUUAAUCAUGCAGUUUUAGCAGUAGGAUUUACUUCAACUGCAACAAUAGUAAAGAAUUCUUGGGCUAAUACAUGGGGUUCUUCAGGUUACAUUUAUCUUGAAAGAGGUAAAAAUACUUGUGGACUUUGGAAUACAAUGGUGGUUCCAAUUUGAUUAAUAUUAUAUAAUAAUCGUAUAUUUGGG
This is a messenger RNA of Paramecium sonneborni, 1025 nucleotides long. The record is from the annotation of a GenBank genome assembly. NCBI's taxonomy places the organism in Eukaryota, Ciliophora, Oligohymenophorea, Peniculida, Parameciidae.